Molecule: messenger RNA, 1638 nt
Organism: Talaromyces proteolyticus
Lineage: Eukaryota; Fungi; Ascomycota; Eurotiomycetes; Eurotiales; Trichocomaceae
Exons: 3
Coding region: 1-1638 (545 amino acids)
Source: RefSeq, a predicted model, not a curated record
AUGGAUCAAUAUAGUGGCUGCUGUGUCGCGUGUCUUUAUCCACAGCAGUGCUGUGUAUGCGCUUACAUCCACCACCCCUCUGAACAGCCAGUAGAUCCGUUCUUCGCGACGCCACCAGAUCAGUUAGAAAGUCAAAUUUGGGAUCUUGAGCAUGGAUUUUCGCCACUCGAGGUCGAUGCCUACCGUCUCCCGCUGAAUAUCAGGUAUGAGGAUGCUCAUACAGCUGGGAUUAACGCUAGCCUCGAGUAUCAAACUCUAUAUCCAACUCUAUAUCCAACCCACCAGGAUUUCUUACUUGAUAACUUCGGAAACGUAUAUGCUACGACUGAGGUUACAAAUCUGGCAUCAACUACUCAUUGUCAUACUGCUGCCAUAGAAUUCAACUCGAAUGAGUUUCAUACUGAGUCUUCCGUUCUCGAACCAAAUUCGGCUGGUAAAUACCAAGCUAUCCACUACCAACAGCCGAAUACUGAUCAGGUUUAUUUCUGGCCCACCGACGCUGAGGGUUUCAGUAACGACUUCCAAACCACUUACAGCACUCUAGACCAUAUCGCUUCACACGGUCAGACCUGGCCGCAAUACCAAGAUAUACAGCCCCGUGACGAUGCAACCGAAGAAAACAACACCGAAGCCGAGGAUCUUUCUCAUCAAGAGACAUCAAACACCCAGCAACUACCAAAACCGAAAAAGAGGAACUUGAAAAGAGUAGCCCAAUUGAAUAACUCUAGUACCGACGAUGCAAGAGCUCUAUCUAUCCCUCCGUGCCCCACGCAAAAUCUUGUGUUUCCCACUCCGGCGGCAACACUUGGUUUCAAUACCAGUUCACCAAAAUGGGGAUUAGAUCAGUAUAUUCUUACCCUGCGGCUUGUCAUUAAACAGGCACUGAAAGCUACACGGUUAUGUUCGGACGAACGGCAAUCUAUUAUUUCUGAUGGUGUUUUCUGGGCGGUGAGAGAAGCAUGGCCGGAAGCUGAAGGGUUUUGGAAGUUCACGGCUUCAUUUCGAGGAUUCGUGCAGUCAGAAAUCUGGAGGAAUUUCCCAUCCCAUGCCACAUACUCUGAUCUCCACGGCGCGUAUCGCCCUACCGCACUUCAACUUUCUAUCCCCCACUCCCCGAUAAUAGAUUGGAUGCCCUGGCCCGAAUUACGAGAUCGAAUCAUUCUUGUGCAGGAUCAAGUGGAUGUCGAUCACGUUUGCAGAGCGCUUAUUCAAAACGUGGUCUCACAUCGCCGACUCCGACCAACUAAAUCUAUAACGGGCGACGAUGAUCCUGAAAGCUCAGACCUUAAUCAACCUUCGUUUCGUACCUGGGAUUUACAACUCCUCGAAAAACAGAGCGGGUUCAGCCCGACCGGUAACGAGGUCGCGUAUCGGCCACGAUCGGUCGGGGUUGUUGCGCUCGAAAAGGCGUAUGGUCUUGUCUUCGACGACUUUCUUACGCAGAAACUGCACUCGUCGUUCUUCGACGAAUUCCCGUUUCUAAUGUGUGAGAGUGCGGCGUCGAGGUUUAAAGUACAGGAAAUUCCGCUGGUGGUUCCGCAGGAUUUGGGCUAUCCGAAGCCAUUGACUUCUGAUUCGGUGGAUAAGUUGAAAAGUUUGGUAGAGAAGAAAAUAGGCCAGCGGAUCAUCUUGAUUUGA